CCUUGAUAAUUUUUACUUACAAUGAACAACAGCAUCCAAAUCAACAUUACAUUCAUGAUGAAUAAGUCAAACUCAUUCAUAAAAUAUGGUGAAAGACAUAUGCUGCAACUCAUAUGGAUCAUUAAUUGCAUAAUAAUAAAUGUCCUAGGACUUGCGUCUACACUUAUGAUAUCUAUUGUACUGGAAAAUAGUGAAGGACCGUAUUUGGAAGUUCAAAAAAGUAAACUAACUGCUUUGAGAGAAGGUAGCAUUUAUGGUGUUUGUAUAAGGGGUGGUAUCAAGAAUAAUAACUAUACCAUAACAUCUUUCACUGUUGAAAAAAAGCCUUCAAACAUUAAUGAAGUUCCCGAAUUUGCAAGAAAGCCAGCACUUGGUUUCUCGACAUGGUCUUCACAAUUAUUAGAUGAUGUGCCAGGUUAUGGUGGAAAGCAUAUUAAGCCCUGGUUUAAUGAACAACAAAUUAAAGACAUUUCUGAUGCGAUGAAAGUCAAGAUGCCAGCUUAUGAAUAUAUAAAUAUAGAUUCUGGAUGGUGUAAUUCAUGUGAUGAAUUUGGUCGAUGGACAGUUCGAAAAGAUGUCUUCCCUAAUGGUUUGCGACCCAUUGCUGAUCAUUUAAAAAAGAAUGGACACAAACUUGGUCUUUAUAUACUUCCUGGUGUUCGUCAGGACGCGGCUGACAACAAAAAACGAAUUAAAGGAACAAUGCAUACAUUAGAUGAACUUGUACCUUCACGUAAAGAAGGAUGUGGGUUCAAAGGUACUACUUAUAUGCCAGACGAACACAAUGAUCUCGUUCAAAGAUACUAUGAUUCAAUAGCUGAUCUUUUCCAUGAGUGGGGUAUCUCAUUUGUUAAACUAGAUGCAGUGGGUCCUGGUGGUGGAAGUGAAUAUUACCCUUUUUCAGGACCUGAUAAUCGUGCUUGUACUCAAAUGUUGUAUAAAGCAUUUAAACGAUACAACAUUUGGCUUGAAAUAUCAUGGCAAAUUGAUGUAACUUAUGCAGACGAAUGGGCUCAAAUAUCAAAUGGUGCACGAAUCUAUGUUGACAUUGAAUCUUAUUCAACCAAGACCAUGACAUCCUCACAUCGUAUUAUGCAACGUAUAACACCAUGCGAAAAAUGGGCUGAUACUUGCGUAGUGGGAAGCGAUUAUGGAUUCUAUAUUGAUCUAGAUGUUGUCUUGGUCGGUAUGACGGUGAACGGUAAAUGUAUCGAUGGCUUAGACAAUGAUGAUGUACGGCAAACCUGUAUUAGUUUUUGGGCCAUCGUCUCUUCUGUCUUUUGCAUAGGUUCUGAUCCUCGACAAAUCCCUGAUAAAUAUCUUAGAUGGUAUAAUCAUAAGGAAAUAUUAGAGAUUCAUCAAAGUGGUAUCAUGGCAAGACCAAUUGGUUCUGGUAAUGUAUGGUUAAAUCGUAAGCAAGUCUGGUGGAAGAAAUUAAAGGACGGUCGUAUUUAUGUUUGUUUGAUCAAUGCACAUACAUACAUUUUUAUGCUUGGACUAAGUCAUGAGGUCACACUCAAUUUUGUAAAUAUUGGCUUAAGACGAGCAGAAUUAAAAGAUGUUUGGACUGGGGAGAAUUUAGGUGUAUAUGAUGAUAAAUAUAGCAUUGUCUUACGUCCUGGUCAAAGUCAAACUCUACUUGUUAAACCUGCAUAAUAUCUUUUUUUUUUUUUUUUUUUUUUU
Molecule: messenger RNA, 1683 nt
Organism: Cokeromyces recurvatus
Lineage: Eukaryota; Fungi; Mucoromycota; Mucoromycetes; Mucorales; Mucoraceae
Product: glycoside hydrolase superfamily
Exons: 9
Coding region: 22-1656 (544 amino acids)
Biological process (GO): carbohydrate metabolic process
Molecular function (GO): hydrolase activity, hydrolyzing O-glycosyl compounds
Source: RefSeq, a predicted model, not a curated record